CUUGCUCCUCUCUCCUCCUCUUUGCUGGGCGCGCUGCCGCAGCGGCGUCUCCACGUGCCCUUGGCCGGGCUCUCCGGCGGCGACUGCAGCUGCAGCCGGGAUUGCUGCCAGGGGGGUGGCUUGAGCUUCCCUUCCUCCCGAAGCGGGGGAAGGGGCUGGAUCGGGGAGUCCGGAGGCAGGAGGAGCAGCAGCAGGAGGAGAAGCAGACGCUUCCCGGACCAGAGUCUCCGUCUGCGCCAUGGAACCUGAACCAGUGGAGGAAUGUGUCCAGAGCACGCUGGCUGCCUUGUACCCCCCCUUCGAAGCCACUGCCCCCACCCUGUUGAGCCAGGUUUUCGAAGUGCUGGAGCGGACGUACCAACACGACGCCCUGCGCUACACCCUUGACUUCCUCGUCCCUGCCAAGCACAUCCUGGCUCGCAUCCAAAGUGAAGCCUGUGCCCAGUACAGUGGCUUUGUGUUUUGCCAUGAAGGUUGGCCGCUCUGCCUUCGUGAGAAAAUCCUGGUGCAGCUGGGCUCUUUGCCCUGGCAACGCCUUUGCCCUGGAGACUUCUACCUGCAAGUGGUGCCUCACCGGGAGUGUGCCCCACGCUUGGUUCUGAAGUGCCUAUCUCCAGAGGGCCACCGUGGGGUUCAGGAGCUGCCGGUGCCCCCUGACUCUUAUCCGUUCCUUUUUACCGUCGAGUGGCUCAACGGCAUCAACAAGGAACGCCGGGUGGGGCACCUGGAGCGUUGCCUGUUGGCGGCAGGGGAAAAAGUACUGAGCCUCCCCUGGCCAGAAUUAGUGUACCCCCAGUUUGUGCACAAAGAUGGAUUCAUCGUGGGCCAGCGUUGCCCUGUAGAUUUGUCUCCGGAAGUGUUGGGAGCCCGAAGUCCUGGGGACGGACGCCAUUCUGGGGGAGAGAAUCGGGAAUCUGAGGGAGAAUACGUUCACCUCUUAGAAGUCAGUCCUACUUUACACCAGGCACCCCGGAUCCCACAGCCUUGUGGUACCCAGAUCCAGACCAUGCCUGCCCGCAAGGGACACAGCAAGAGCCGGAACCGGCGUCACCGAGCCUGGCUUCACCAUAAGUCUGGGUGUGGGGAAAAUUUUGCCUUGCGCCAGGCUGCCAAAGCCCAGGAAGCAGAGAAAUCUAGCCAAGAAAGCAGCACGUUGGGUGACAGGAUUGAUCAAAUGAGAGGUGGAGGUCUAAGCCUGGCUUUAGGUCAAAUGUCAGAAGCAUCUAAGACAGCGAGGAGCUUGAGUCCUGGUCAACCAGAGCAAAACAAGGGUCUUCAUGCCAAUAAGGCACAACCUAACAUCUUUGGGAGUGCUACCAAUACCGCUGAGCUGGGGAAAGCUGAACUGCCAGGAUCUGGCCACCAAAAUCCAGUUCGUUCCAGAGAGGAGAGCAUUGAGAACCAGUCUCCAGUCAUGGCCACACCAAAACGUGCUGCCAAGGGAAACCGCAGGAAAAAAAAGGGAGCUGGGAGAGGAGCUGGUGGUGGCAGAACUAAACAAGGAGUUUCUGUCGAUGCAAAAGAAGCUAAGAAAGAAGUAGUCUGCGUUAGUCCAGGAGAACAGGAUUCUGGGAAAAGGGAAGAUAAUGUUAGCACCAUAGAACAAGCUGUUAGUAGUGAAGAAGGCUGUGUUGAGGUUGUCAAUAGUAAUGUUCCCCCGGAGAAAAAUGAUAAUGCAGAAGACAAGAGCUUUGAUGUUGGAAAGGAGGGUGCUGGCCCAAGAGAAUGUAGUGUUGGCAGCAGAGAACCAGAGAGUGGUAUGGAAAAAUGUUCUGCUGAUAUGGGAGAUAGUAGUGCCAACACCGAAGACACUGCUGUCAUCCAAGAAAGCCAAGGCCUUAGCACUGAAGAGGUGGAUAUUGCAAUUGAUCCUGGUCAACCAAGAGUUGGUACAGUGGAGCAAGACCUUGGCACCAUCGAACAAGGAGCGGACAAUUCUGAAGGACAUUGUUUGGUAGAAAAGGACCCUAUCGUUGGUACAAAUGAAUCCAAUUUUGCUACUUUACAAAAGGAGAAUGAGCCAAGUAUUGAUGGGAAAGAGGAACCCUUGAGUAUAGAAGCUGAUCCGAGGCCAGAGAAAACAGAGAAUUCCUCUCCGUCUUCCACAGUGCAUCUUGGGCAGUCUGUGAACUGGGCACUUCUGGAAUCUGGUGUCUUUGCUUUAACAGGAGGAAUGGACAAGGCAGGACACUCCUUGUUGAUGAUAGUGCCACAGCCUCUUCAAGAUGAGCUGCCUCCAGGACAAGAGGAUCUCGUCAAUACCUUGAGAUACAUGCACUCACUUCUCAGGCAAGAGCUGAAGGCUCUGGGGCUGACGGUGCUGUUAGACCUGAGCCAGGUGGACGACUGGGCUUUCCAAGCCCCUGUGCUACUGCCAGCCUUACACACAUUCCAGGAGAGUUCCCCACCUCCUAUCAGUCAGCUGCUGGUGGUUUUGCCACCUGAUGACCGUUUUGUACCCCACGAAGAGGAGCUGGCCUUGGAGCCUGCAGUGGCAGUGCGGCUUCUUCCUCUUUCUGAACUGUCUCAUCAUGUGGCCCUGGACCAGCUGACUCCAGCGUUAGGUGGGACCAUGCACUACUCACCACUAAAAUGGGUUGCAGAGCACCAGGCUCUUGAGCAGCUCCAGGAACUCUGCCGUAGUGUCCUGCAGGCUGUGUGUGAGGCCAGUGCCCACCUCAAGGCAGUCGGAACAGCAUCAAGUCAGGAGGAAGUGUCAGCACAGAUCACGUUGCACCAAGAGACGAUGCGGAAACUGCUUUCUGAGCCGCGUCUUCUGGAGCUUCAACGCUGUGGGGGGUCCUUGUUGGCCCGGCUGCCCCCGCUGGGUCCCUGCAGUAUGGAGGCGGUGGCUGCCACCAGGCUCUACCAAGAGGUGGAUGAGGCCCUUCAUGGACUUGUUCAGCUCAGCAAUCGGCGCUUAGAGGUAUUGCAGCAGGAGAGGGCAAACACACAGAUCCAGCAGCAACCUGCGGAAGACAAGAAAUGCCUUGACCCUGUGGGUGACAGUGUGGAAGAGAAGAAGGAAGGGAAGAGGCCAGUGGAGGGCCUGGCCGAGGGGGCAUCUUUGGAAAAGACAGUGUUACAAAGCCCCAGGUCCCAAGGAAGGACACCACCUUCCCCAGAUUCUGGCUCUUCUCCACGGCCACGUGCCUGCAGCAUUAGUGCUUCCUCCUCCCCCAAGCAUGGCUGGGGCCUGAGUGCUAGGUUUGGCUCCUCUUGCAGCCUAACCUCCCUUUUCCAGCCACUUGCCAGCCCUAAAGCCUCCCCUUGCUGUUCUCCCACUCGAAGCCAUGCCUUGGAGAGUGGCAAGAAGAGGCAGGGCAGUCCCAAAUCACCCCUGUCUCCUGCAUCUCCCAUGGCAUUGAGGGCCUCCAGUGACCCAGGCCGGCCCAGUGUCCAUAUCCGUGGCCUGGAGGUGAGCAGCCGUGAGCUGGCGGACCGGAGCUGUUCUCCUCGUGAACAUGUAUUGCUGAGUCGUAGUGGGACGCACGUUGCUGAAGCUCCUUGGGGAGCCACACCUCGUAUGGAAAGAAGGCGUUGUCUUGGGGUCCAACAACAGCUUCUAACUGAAAUGUUGGAGUGUGAGCGGGAUUAUGUGAGUGCCCUUUCCCAGACUCUCUGCCUGUCUCAGGAGCCAGGAGGACAGGCCUGGCCAGCUGAGCUGCGGUGCCUGGGUAGUGCUCUCCGGACCACGCGAGACCAGUUGUUGGCUUUCCACAACAGCUGCCUACUUGGCGAGUUGGAAGGAUGCAUGAGCCAUCCGUCACGUGCUGGUGCCUGUUUCCUGCGCCAUAGAGCGAAACUUCAGCUUUAUGCCACCUAUGCCAAAGAUCACCAUAAAUUCCAGGCUGCUCUGGCUUCACUUCGAGCAUCCAGCAAGAAGAGCCCCCCAGACCUGCUUGAGGAUGGGCCCACAUCCCGCACUUUGCGUGUGCCCCUGGAGCAGCUGGAGCGGUAUCGGCGCUUCUUGGGUGAGCUGCUGCGCGAAUGUGAGCUCGAGCGGGGGCCCGAGCGCCAAGCCCUGCAGGAGGCCCAGCAACUGCUGGAAGCCCAGGAGCAGCGAGGCAGGGAUCUGCUGGCCGCUGAGCAGAUCCGGGGCUGCGAGAUGAAACUGUCAGAACAAGGGCCACUCUUGCAACGUGGUGAGCUCACUGUGGUGUGCGGACGCCGUAAAUGCCAGCGUCAUCUGUUUCUCUUUGAGCAGCUGUUGCUCUUCACCAAGUGCAAAGGAACUGAGGGCAGCUAUGUCUGCAAACAGGCUUUGCAGACAGCUUCCAUGGGUCUGACGGAGAGUGUGGGACCUACUGGGCUACGCUUUGAACUGUGGUUUGGACGAGGAUCAGCCCGGCAGGCCUUUACACUUCAAGCAGCCUCUGCUGAGGUCAAACAUCAAUGGACAAACGUUAUAGCCCAACUGCUGUGGAGACAGGCCGCCCACCCGUCUGUCUCCAUGAGCAUAUCCUCCUGCCCUUCCCAGCGUUUGGCCCCUCUUGGCUUGAGUCCUGGGUCCCCUACUGGGCUUUCUUUGCCUGGACAUUUUGAGGAGGAAGAAUGGGACCCAGAUGUUAAGCCUAUUCCAAAAGCCGAGACCCCUGACUCCACUGGAACGUCCCCAAUCCACCCAGAACCACUUAGACAAGGAAGAGGAUCCUUACCCAGCAGUAACUCUGCUCUAGGGCACCACCAGUCGCACUGGGUGUGGAGCCUACACCGGAAACUCUUCUCCCCCAGCAAUCAUGGAAGGCAGGACUCCAUCUCCAGGGACUCUGGAAACAGAACAGUCUAAGCCCCAAAGAAUACUGGAGGAGGGGGGCAUGGCAUGAAUGAGUGCCGUUGUCCAGCAGUAUUGUACAAUGUCACUCAAUGGUUCUCCUACGCACUUCACUCUGCUGCCAUCUAACAGGAACACCCAGACGUGGCUAUGAUGCUAUCAUGGGAUGUGUCUGUCCUACACCGUCCCCAUCCAGUGCCUUUCCCACCAUUUUCUUGGGCUGUGACAUUACUGAAAGUGAUUGGCAAAGCUGAUACUGAUGGUGGUGAAAGGAAAUUGUGUUCCAGACAAAGGACAAACCAACAAGCAGAGGAAAUUCUGUUGAGUCAGUCCUUAUUCAUCAGUGAUUGGUUCAGCCAGUCUAUUACAUUGCUCAGUUUCCUGGUACCAUCUCCAAUCACAGCUGUGAGUCCCUAGGCAAAUUGGUAUUUUGCUUAGUCUGAUGGGGAGAUGAAAGAAAGAACAUGGGAUACAAUUGCUAAGCAACUAUAGAAAGUCCAUCUUGAACCACAUCCAGAGGAAAAGAAGAGGAAAGAGGUGUGCUAAGUUGCAUUGGUGAGGAAGAUGGUUAUGAGGACAUAGCCACUUCCAUGUUAUCUGAAGGAACUCAGUCACCUCCAGCUGAAUCAUGGAAACUAAAUGAUAAUAGCAAUAUAGUUAAUGCUGCAGAUGUUUUCCUGGACUGCACCCUUUAGGAUGCAGGAUGGGAGCACACAUUUGGAUCUUCCCCACUGCAAGCAGGAAGAACAAACCUUCUCACACAGAGAAAACUGGUGUAUCCAAAAAAAUUGUGUUAAAAUUUAUACGUGAUUUGCCAAGAAAGAACACUUGGUGAAGUGUCCCUUCCAUGCACAUAGACUUGCAAUUUCAGAACAUACAGUCCAAGACAUUCUGCUACACAAGAUUUCCCCCUCAACACUCAAGGAAGUGGGCCUGAAAAGGCACAAAAUAUGUAAUUAAAGAAUUAUUGUAAUUGGAAGAUGGCACAUAAAACUGGCAAUCUCCAAGACCUAUUAUUUGACAGACAUAUAACUCAUCAAAAUGUUAACUCUUAGGCUGCCAUUUCUCAUCAUUUCCAAAGAAUUUAGCAGCACUAAUACAUAGGUCUUUCUUCAAUUUAUAGAUAAAUACUGUGGAUCUCUACAAAUGCCCAUUUUAGGGUUAUAAUAAUUUUCUCCAUGUGCAACCACUCUUUUUAAAGACACUGGUGCUAGUCAGUUUUGCCCAAAUUAGUUUACUUCCCUUUUAGGAUUAGAACAGAUUUACAACCACUUGUUUGAGAAGACUAGUCUUAGUCUGUGUUGCCAUAAAUUACUAAUAAAAUAUAUUACAAAAAAGCAAUUCCAGAUUUACAGACCUGGGAAAAAAAGUUUUUGCUGUAAUGAAGCCAAGGGUCAAGAAUGUAAGCCUGUGGAUAGUCUGUAUUACUUUAGGACCAGAUAGACAUGACAGGUCUAUGCACUUACAUUCCUUUUAUAACAAAACUGCAUUCAUUUUAACAGUAAAAGUGGACAGAUGGCUAAGAGGUACAUUGUGUAUUUCCCUGCUUGCAGUUUAUCUGCCUGAACACUUUGCUUUUUUAAUGCUCAGAUGAGACAAUGCUCUCAUUAUGUGUUCAGCAACCAUGUUUGGAUGUUUUUCUUUUUGUAUUUAAUUUUUGUUUUUAAAACAUCAAUAGGUGCAAGUGACAAGUGUAAUUUUCAUCAGCACGGUGGUUUGACUUUUCCUUAGCUAUAAUCUGAGUUAAAAUUGCCUACUUACACUGAUGUUUUAGCCCAUAACCACCAAAUAAGAGCUUUUUCUUAAAACUGUCGACAGAACAGGGGUUGUUAAGAUUGUGUAUAGGAAUGGAAGUAUUAGUUUUCCUUGUAUUACAGUCCUGAUGGACAUACCUGUUCCAAUCCAGUCCGGUACAUUUUAAAGGCUCUUAGUAACCAUGCCUUAGCCCCACAAUCGUAUAACUUGUUUGUUUCCCAGAUGUGCUUCAAUAGUCAAAGUAACUUCAGCUUAUUUUGAGAAUAGUUCAGUAUUCCUAUUUUUUCUCCAUUAACCAGAUCAACCCAAACUUCUGCACCUAAUAGGACGGUUCCAUGUUUUAAGUAUGCUCUCUUCACUCCCAGACCUAAAUUCUAGAAUUAAAUUGGCCUAAAGUAGAUCCAUUGAAAUAGUUGGGAGUUGACUAACAAUUUGAUUGAAUGGGUUUGCUCUAUUUGGAUCUAACCAACAAGAUCUCAGCUUAUGUGGAUUCAAAUGUCCACUUUUCCAUAUACAAAUCUCCUUUUCAUACAGAAAAUUGGCCAGGGUCAGAAAGGCUCAUUCCUUGAGCCUUUCUGCAUCUAAGUCUGAAACAAUACAAUCCAUUGUUUAGUGCCUCAUCUUCAGUUUGCGAGAUGUGUUCCUGAUUCACCAACGAAAGUUAGGGAAUUCGGGUGGAAAACUUUACAUUUUCAUAGCAAUGUCAUGCAGUUUCUGGACUCAAAAUCAGAAUUUCAGGCAGCAUCUGCUAUUCUUCAAGUGGCUACACUUUAUUUGAAUGCUAUAUACCUGACCAAAGGUAAUACAGUCUCUGGGGCUUGAACUGAAUGUAGUCCUGGAGGAACCAGAAGCUCCAAUAUCACCAGGUUUCUAUAAAAUGUUUUCUAAAGAGGAGCUUUGGCUGCUCUGCAGGCUGGGUAGAGUGCUAUAGUUCAGAGAAAUCAGAAUGGGCAUGAUGUCAUUAUUUGAUUGAAAUGUAUGUUUUCAAAACUGCCUGCUGUGCAGAUUGAGAGCGUAGGCCCAGGUGUUAGGAAAACUUAAAUAUGGUGGAAACACUCGUUUUAUAACCCAUUUGAUGAGUGCUUUCUAGCCGUCGCUGCCCGCAAAUGUUAAGCCAUCGCAAGGUACUAAGCAACCACCUUGGGUCUCUGUAAAUUAAUGGUUAUCGUUGCUAAACAUGUAAUCUUGUCAAAAUAAUCCGUCGGGUUUGUCUAACAAGACCUUAUUUUAUAUAUAAAAAAGCAUGCAGAAAUCCA
Molecule: messenger RNA, 7785 nt
Organism: Anolis carolinensis (green anole)
Lineage: Eukaryota; Metazoa; Chordata; Lepidosauria; Squamata; Anolidae
Gene: arhgef40
Product: Rho guanine nucleotide exchange factor 40
Exons: 19
Coding region: 239-4789 (1516 amino acids)
Molecular function (GO): guanyl-nucleotide exchange factor activity
Source: RefSeq, a predicted model, not a curated record